Molecule: messenger RNA, 483 nt
Organism: Chenopodium quinoa (quinoa)
Lineage: Eukaryota; Viridiplantae; Streptophyta; Magnoliopsida; Caryophyllales; Amaranthaceae
Exons: 2
Coding region: 1-483 (160 amino acids)
Molecular function (GO): zinc ion binding
Source: RefSeq, a predicted model, not a curated record
AUGCUCCAAUGGACGUCGAGUUCAUCAUACCACUCCUCUAUGCAAUAUCACCCCAACAAGUGCAAUUGUGGCAUUUCACCAAAGCUGGAGACGUCAUGGACUACCAAAAACCCUGGGAGAAGAUUUUUGGCUUGUAAAUUCUAUGAUGCUGCAUCUGGUAGAAGAGGAUGCAAAUUUUUCAAAUGGUUUGAUGAAGAUAUACUUGAGUGGCAGAGGGUUGUUACUAAUCAACUAGUGUUGGACAAAAAGCUGAUGCAAAAUGAGAUAGGUUUGCUGAAACAACAAGUUUGCAUGCUUCAAGAUCAAAAGGCAAGGGUGGAGAGUGAAAAAGAGAGAUUGACCAAGAAAUGCAAGGCACUCUCUGCUGUAGUGAAGAAAGCAAAGGCAGGUGACUGUGGUGGGAUUUCAGCACUAAUGCAGCUAGUUAUAGUUGUUGCAAUUGGAAUAAUGUUAGCUUAUUUAGGGAAGGCAAUGAUGUAUUAG